Molecule: messenger RNA, 904 nt
Organism: Passer montanus (Eurasian tree sparrow)
Lineage: Eukaryota; Metazoa; Chordata; Aves; Passeriformes; Passeridae
Product: pulmonary surfactant-associated protein C-like
Exons: 5
Coding region: 116-664 (182 amino acids)
Biological process (GO): respiratory gaseous exchange by respiratory system
Cellular component (GO): extracellular region; alveolar lamellar body
Source: RefSeq, a predicted model, not a curated record
CAAACAGCACAAGUGGCACUCGGCAGCGGGAGGGGCCCCAGCCUCCCCCGGCCACCCGAGAGCCCGUAAAUGCCCCCGGGCCCGGGCUGGCAGAGGGACAGGAGCGCACGGAGAGAUGGAGGACAGCUCCAAAGAGGCGCUGAUGGAGGAGGCACCUCCGAGGUACACGGAGUCCCCGCGCCUGCCCUGCAUCCCCCACGAGCUCAAGAGCCUCUUGCUGGUGGUGGCGCUGGUGGUGGUGGCCCUCGUGGUGGUCAACGUCGCCUUCCUCCUGCUGGGGCUGCACCUCAGCGAGUCACACGCCGAGACGGUGCUGCGGAUGAGCAUCCGCGGGCCGGACGGCGAGGGGAGCCCGCAGGAGCUGGCCGUGAGCCACACGGGAAGGAGCGGCUCGUUCGCGGUGCGGGACGGGCCCAACGCCUCGGCAGCCGUGGUGUACGACUACGGCAAGCUGCUGGUCGGCUACAGGUCCUGGCGUGGCCGCGCCUGCUACAUCACCCGCGUGGACAAGGACAACAUGCCGGGGCUGGACGCUGUCACCGAGACCUUCCAGCGCCGGCAGGGUGAGGACGCUGGGGACAAGGCCGUGCCCCUGGCUGACCGCUCCAUCCUGGGCACCACCAUCAACAUCCUCUGCAGCGCCGUGCCCGUGUUCUGGGCGUAGCAGCGGCUCCAGCGGGAUGCGACAGCGAGACGGGGAUGCCACUGUCCCCCACUGUCCCCUUCCAGGCGGGAAUCUCUCCUCCUCCUCCUCCUCCUCCUCCUCGUCCCCACCCCGCCACGGGGGUGCUCCACCCACUGUCGCUUGGCAUCGCGGCUUUCCCACUGCCCUGGCCCUAAAAAAACUGGGAUUUGCUUUGGGAUUUGCUUCUGUCUACAAAGUAAAGGCUGUGCCCUCCGCCUC